AUGCCAGGUCACUCGGAGAAGCUGGCUGGCGGAGCUUUCCCUUACCCCCCUGACCCCCCGGGCUCGGUGCCUCGGGGCAGCCCGGAGAACGCGCCAGCAGCACUGGUCCCAACUCUAGUUCCCCCUCCCCUACCACCACCACCCCGGCCUGACAGCUGGGCGGUCCCGCCUGACCCGCGGGGCGGGCUCCAGCACUCUCCCGAAAACGCACGCCCUAGCGGGCAGCGGCACCACCGCGAAGGGGCGGGCCGCGCCGAGCGCAGCCAGCCCUCCCACCCCACCUCCCCACCCCACCCCACCCCCGGGCUGGAUGGGGCAACUACCGCUCACUUUCCAUUUUGUCAUGGUAAUGAUGCUCUCGGCGGCGGCGGCGGCGGCGGCGGCAGGGAGUUGCAAGCCGGGGUGAUGAACGGCUCAAAAGGGAUCAGCGACCCAGCCUGGUCUCACCGCCCAUGUGUGUUUUCUCCUUCUCGAUGCCUGCAGAACCCACUGCGGGAGAACGCAGCCCGGCAAGCCCGGGCCCUGAGCCUGGACCCUCUGCAGAGCCUGGCAGCACCAACUCGCCUCGCGGGACGUCUCCUCCUCCUACACUCUCAGCCUCUGCUGGAGAGACCCCCAGCCCCACCAUUCAGCGCACAAGAUAUCCUCCAGGCCCUCCUCACCUCUUUUCAAGUCAAGAUUGCAUCCCAUACCCGCAUGACUCAAUCAGAUUUGGAAAUGUGGGCGCUCGAGGGCCACCCGUACGGGCUGCCGCUGGCCAAGAGGCCGGCCACGCUGGCCUUCUCCCCGCUGGGCCUCACGACGUCCCCCACGGCGUCCAGCCUGCUGGGAGAGAGCCCCAGUUUGCCAUCGCCGCCCAACAGGAGCUCGUCGUCCGGGGAGGGCACGUGCGCCGUGUGCGGGGACAACGCGGCCUGCCAGCAUUAUGGGGUCCGCACCUGCGAGGGCUGCAAGGGCUUCUUUAAGAGAACGGUGCAGAAAAAUGCAAAAUAUGUUUGCCUGGCAAAUAAAAACUGCCCAGUAGACAAGAGACGUCGAAACCGAUGUCAGUAUUGUCGAUUUCAGAAGUGUCUCAGUGUUGGGAUGGUUAAAGAAGUUGUUCGUACAGAUAGUCUGAAAGGGAGAAGGGGUCGGCUGCCUUCCAAACCAAAGAGCCCACUACAGCAGGAACCUUCUCAGCCCUCUCCGCCUUCUCCUCCUAUCUGUAUGAUGAAUGCCCUCGUGCGAGCUUUAACAGACUCCACACCCAGAGACCUUGAUUAUUCCAGAUACUGCCCCACUGACCAGGCUUCUACAGGCACGGAUGCUGAACAUGUACAACAAUUCUACAACCUGCUGACCGCCUCCAUUGAUGUAUCCAGAAGCUGGGCAGAGAAGAUUCCAGGAUUUACUGAUCUCCCCAAGGAAGAUCAGACAUUACUUAUAGAAUCAGCCUUUUUGGAGCUGUUCGUUCUUAGACUUUCCAUCAGGUCAAACACUGCUGAAGAUAAGUUUGUGUUCUGCAAUGGACUUGUCCUCCAUCGACUUCAGUGCCUUCGUGGAUUUGGGGAGUGGCUCGACUCCAUUAAAGACUUUUCCUUAAAUUUGCAGAGCCUGAACCUUGAUAUCCAAGCCUUAGCCUGCCUGUCUGCGCUGAGCAUGAUCACAGAACGACAUGGGUUAAAAGAACCAAAGAGAGUGGAGGAGCUAUGCAACAAGAUCACAAGCAGCUUAAAAGACCACCAGAGUAAAGGACAGGCUCUGGAGCCCACCGAGCCCAAGGUUCUGCGUGUGCUGGUAGAACUGAGGAAGAUCUGCACCCAGGGCCUCCAGCGCAUCUUCUACCUGAAGCUGGAGGAUCUGGUGUCUCCGCCUUCCGUCAUUGACAAGCUCUUCCUGGAUACCCUACCUUUCUAAGUGGGAAACCACUUCUUUGCAGGCACCUGGGUUAAUCAAUCAAGGGAUGGGUCUGGACACCAACUACUUUCUAUCCUUUGUUCAGAGGAAACGCAGUUCCUGU
Molecule: messenger RNA, 1999 nt
Organism: Dipodomys ordii (Ord's kangaroo rat)
Lineage: Eukaryota; Metazoa; Chordata; Mammalia; Rodentia; Heteromyidae
Gene: Nr4a3
Product: nuclear receptor subfamily 4, group A, member 3
Exons: 10
Coding region: 1-1896 (631 amino acids)
Biological process (GO): regulation of transcription by RNA polymerase II; cellular response to corticotropin-releasing hormone stimulus
Cellular component (GO): nucleus; transcription regulator complex
Molecular function (GO): nuclear glucocorticoid receptor binding; zinc ion binding; nuclear receptor activity
Source: RefSeq, a predicted model, not a curated record